Molecule: messenger RNA, 1542 nt
Organism: Neodiprion fabricii
Lineage: Eukaryota; Metazoa; Arthropoda; Insecta; Hymenoptera; Diprionidae
Product: mucin-5AC-like
Exons: 5
Coding region: 1-1542 (513 amino acids)
Molecular function (GO): nucleic acid binding
Source: RefSeq, a predicted model, not a curated record
AUGAUCCAAGCCUACGUAAACAACGACCACACAGAAUGGGACAUACACUUACAAGACUUACAAUUCGCAAUCAAUACAUGUACACACACAUCAACUAAACACACACCAGCCUUUUUAAACCUAGGAAGAAAUCCCACACAAUGUCUAAGAAAUCAGUUAGAGAACGACGACGAAAUAGAAUUACAAGACACAGACAGAUGGACAGACCACUUGAGACGACUAAAAAUACUUAGAGACGAAGUACAGAGGCACUUAAUAGAAGCAAACGAAAAACAAGCACACUACUACAACCUACGAAGACGAGACAUUCAAUUCAAGGAAGGAGACAGAAAACACAACAUGGAAAAGCAGCAACCAAAAAUACCGGCCCUGAUGACACUGCGACUGACGAGACCGACGACAACGACAACACAGACAGAAAGAACACCACUAUUGCAAACACCAGGACAGGCCCCACACCCACACAGAUACGGACGCGACGGCACACACCAGACUGAGACCCGACGAACCGUACUACCGACACCCACCACAUACAUAAAGAACACAUACAAACCUGCACAAGCUAACACAGACACACCACACCCACCACAAAUUGUCACACACCCACCAACAGUUACCCAAACCACACGAACCACAGCCACACACACGACUACACACCCACCCACCAAGAAACAAACACCCCACACAACCACACGCCCCACAUCCACACCAACACCAUGGCACACACUACUCCCCGCAUCACCCCCUCAAUGGGCACACACCAGAUUCGCGAGACCACAAACAACAGAAGACAGGAUCUUACAGACACUCGCCAACAUGGACAGACACACAGAACCGACACAGACAAAACAAACAUACAAAAAACACACAGGACCACCCCCCGAAAUAAUAGCCAUAAUUGCAAAUUUACAAUCAGCAAGCACCCUGGACGACGAAUUACGAGCACAAAGAGAAAGAUACAUGACCAGACGGGCACACGAACGCACAAACACUGACGAAACAGAAGCCGAAAACACCAAAUACACUAACAACACCAAACCGACGGACGAACAACGACAGACGGAGGCCAAAGAAACAGAACACAACCCAAAAAGAGAGAAGAGAAGGGAGAAGCAACCACGAGCCACGAGGUACAAAGAACAACGCAAUAACUCACCAAGACCCACACCGACGAGAGCCACCUUACCAAAACCAAAAAUUCAAGUACAAAAUAAUAUGAGAAUAGAACAACCAACCGAGAUGCGAUGUUCCACCCCGAUUUAUGAGGACUACAUUGUACCACAAUCGGAUUGUUUCAUCCCUAAAAUAAAGGAGCCAACGGACAUUCGAGGAGACCCAGACUACAAAUAUUGGAAGCGGCAAUUGCAGCGGAAACAGCUGAGGUACUUCAGGAUCCGCAGCAGGGGUACCCAAACUUUGUCCGACAAUGAGCCCGACGAGGAGCUUGAGGAGGUCACAUCUUACGUCGGUACCGGUUGCGGCCCCGUCAACUCCGGCCUGUUCGGGGACCACUGCAAACGGUCAUUUGCCCUAUUAUCAUGA